This is a messenger RNA of Paramecium sonneborni, 258 nucleotides long. The record is from the annotation of a GenBank genome assembly. NCBI's taxonomy places the organism in Eukaryota, Ciliophora, Oligohymenophorea, Peniculida, Parameciidae.
AUGAUUCUACUCAAGUAAUUUUUCUUCUCUUUACAUCAUUUUCCCCUAAAAUUGAAAGAAUGGAUUUUAGAACAAAAGAUAUUUGGAAACUAUUAUGAAAAAUAGAUAUUUUUAUGCCAGCAAAAAUUUCGAGUACAGUUCCUUCAUAAUACUUGUUUUAUUUAAGCUCAAUUUUAAAUUAAAUAUUAUUAGAAUCUCUUAGAUCUUUUAAAAUUAUCAAAAGUAAAAGAAAUAUUAUUACCCUUAAAAUUAAUCUGA